AUGGAAAUAAAUGAAAAUGAUGUUGAAAUAAAAAAUUCAGAUGUUAUAUGGGAAUCAUUAUAUAAUGACUUUGAAGAAAUAACAGACACAAAUAAAAAACAUUUUAAUUAUAUUGAAAAUAGUUUGUACAAUUUUUGCAAAGGAGUACAUUCCUCAGAAAAAGCUAAUUGCAAUUUAAAAAAUCGAAACAAUGAUAUAUAUGGAAAUAAUAAUUGUAAUAAAAAAAAUAAUGAAGAUAAUAAGUUAGAACAAGUUCAAGGUUAUAAUAUUACAAAUUCUGAGGAAAAUAAUAAUCAACUAUCCAUAAUAAAUAACAAUGAUGCCGAUUAUGAUAAUUUAAAAAAAAAAUAUAUUUCAUACGGAAAAAUUUAUAAAAAUGAAAAUGAUUAUUUAAAAAAUAAUUAUGUAGACAAUGAUAGCGAUUAUUUAAAGGCAGAUACACAUAUAAGUUACAACGAUUUUAUAAAUAGUGAUAAAACGCGAAACUCGGAAAAUUUAAAUGUUUCCUUUUCAAAUUUAAGCUCCGAAUUAAAAAAAAAAACACGCGCAAUAAAUAAUGAUGUAAAUAAUGUGAAUGAUGUGGAUAAUGGCCGCAAAAAUCACAACACAAAUGGUAAUGUAAAAAAUGUAGUAUCAUUUAUGAGUGAGUUUGAAAAUACUAAACAAAAUAUUGACAUUAAUAAAAUGAGAAAAAAUUUUCUUAUAAAAAGAAAAGAAGAUUACACAUACUUGUUAAGCAAUAAAAAAAUUUAUGAUGACUCAAAAAGUUGUAGAAGUGAAAUGUUGUAUUCAUCGCGAUUUAGCACAUUUGAUAAUUAUAAAAAAAAAAAUAGUGUACCUAAUAAAUUAAAAAAUAAUAAAAAUUUUGAUAUAAAUACAGAAUUUAAUUUUAAUUAUAAUAAUAGUGCAUUUAGUGAAAUAAAUACUUCUCAUAUAGAUAUCAGAAAUAUAGAAAAAAAUAUGAAUAUAAAUAUAACUAAUUUAAAUUCUUUGGAAAGAUUAGAUAUGUUAUUAAAAAAAAAAAAUAAUAAUUUAGCUAAUAAUUUUAACAAUGGAAAUCCAGAACUAUCUUUCUUUUUAAAUCAUGAAAAAAAUAAUAAUAUAUCAAGAAAAGCUUUAUCACAAUGUGCUAAUAAUGAUUAUAAAAUGUAUUCAUACAUGUUAGAAAAAUUUGAUAAAAUAAAAAAUCCCCAAUUAACAAGUACUAUUGAGGAAACUGAUCAUAAUGAAUUAAUAAAUAGAUCAAAAAAGUUAUUAGAAAUAAGUAAAAAAUGCUUAAGUGAAAAUAAAAAUGGUGAAAAAAAAUAUAAUACAAAUACUUUCAGAGAUAUAAAUUCAAACAAUUUUAAUAAAAAAAGUCAAAAUUUUAUUUUAUCAAAAUUAAUUAGGAAUUGUCAUUCCACUGAUGUUCCUUCUGUUGGUGCUAUUUCUACAUUUAACGAAAAAAUUAAUCCUAAUAAUAUUAUAAAAAAUGGAGAAUACGAAAUUAGUGAUUGUAAAAAUGAAGUAAGCUUAGUUAAACAAGGUUCUAUACAUGGGGGAAAGCAUACCUAUGAACAUUCUGGAAAAAAUUAUAUUAAUCUUAAAAAAGGAAAAGAUAUAAUACCAAGUCCUAGCCCAAUAGAUGUAUUAAGUCAAAUUGACGAUAAAGAAAAAGAAAAAUGUGAAAAGGAAUACAAUAAAUGCUUACAUCAUUUAUUUGAAGCUUAUGAUAAAGAAAAAAUAGAUGAUAUAAAUAUGGCUGAAAAUAAUAUUUUGCAUAGAGGCAAUAGUAGUAUAAUGGAUGCUGAUUCAUAUAAUUUGAAUAAAAACAUUAAUCAAGAUGAAAUACAUAAUGAUAAAAAUGAAAAUAACAAAAUAAAUAUUACAGACUGUAAUGAAUCAUAUAUUUCUAAUUUAAAAGGAAAUAGUAAAACAAAUGUUGGAAUUAGUAAUAAUGCAUCCGAUUUUGAAAAUUUUGAUGAUAAAAAAAGUUAUUUAGGAUUAAACUUCCUAUUUAAUGAUGAUACAAAAGGUAGCAAAAUCAGUGAUAGUAUUGAUAAAAAUAAAAUAAAUGGAUUAAAAUUAUUCCAAAAAAAUAAACAAAAUAUUAAUAAUAUAAAAUGGGAAGACAAACCAUCCAUUUUAAAUGAAUCAAAAGAAGAUGAAGCUACUAAUGAUAUUGAAAACAUUUAUGAUUUAAAAAAUUAUGAAUUUAAUUUAGAUUAUCAAAACUUCGAAGAAAAUUUAAAACAAAGUUGUGAGAAAAAAAUAAGUGAUGAAAUAAAAAUGUUAAAAAAUAAAUUGAUUAACGAAAGAAUUGGUAUAAAUGAUGAUAAUAAUAGUAUUAGUAGCAAAAAAAAUAUAUCAAAUGGAAAUAGCAUAAUAAAUUUGUAUGAAAAUAAUAAAGAUAAUGAGGCUUACACCGAAAAAUUGAAAAAAGAAAUUAUUGAAUACAGAGAUUUGGAGCAUAUACCCGAUGAAUAUUUUAAUAAAAAUUAUAAUGGUAACGAUUUAAAACUUUUAUUUAAAGAAAAUUUAUUUUUACAAGAAUUAUGUGAAAAAAGAAAAAUCCGUUUACAAAAAUAUAAAAUUGAAAAAGCCAAAUUAUGUGUAGAAAUGAAAUCGCUUUUAACUUUUAACAAUAAUUUAAGUUGUACAUUAAAGGAAAAAGAAGCAGAAAUUACUAUUUUAAAAAAAGAAAAAGAAGAAUUAGAAAGUUAUUUAAUGAAACAAUUAACUAAUAAUACUAAUAACAAGUAUGAAUUUUUAAAAAAUUUUCAAUUGCAGCAUAGUAUAAAUAAACAAGAAAAAUCCGCAAUAUUCAAUACAUGUAGUAGUAAUGGCUAUAAUAUGAUGUUAUGUGAUAAAAAUGACGCUCAAUUACGUUACACAAAUGAUAAUAAUUCAUCUGUGAUAAAAAGUUAUGAAGACAAAAUUCAAGAACUUUUAAUUCAAAUUAAAAUGUACCAAAAAAAAAAUAGUGAUUUGCAAGAACAAUUGAAAAUAUUUAUGAACGAAUAA
This is a messenger RNA of Plasmodium berghei ANKA, 3003 nucleotides long. Its product is annotated as conserved Plasmodium protein, unknown function. The transcript has a single exon. NCBI's taxonomy places the organism in Eukaryota, Apicomplexa, Aconoidasida, Haemosporida, Plasmodiidae. The record is from RefSeq and is a predicted model, not a curated record. Bases 1 to 3003 code for a protein of 1000 amino acids.